Messenger RNA from Metarhizium album ARSEF 1941, 240 nucleotides. RefSeq lists its product as uncharacterized. The record is from RefSeq and is a predicted model, not a curated record. The transcript is spliced from 2 exons. Bases 1 to 240 code for a protein of 79 amino acids. Lineage: Eukaryota; Fungi; Ascomycota; Sordariomycetes; Hypocreales; Clavicipitaceae.
AUGCCUCGCCCCGGAGACGGCUCCAGCCACAACGGCCCCUUUGACAAGUUCGGCCACGGCAUCGCCCACGGCGUGGGACCCGCCGACACGUCCAAGGUCCCGAGGGCCGACAAGACGGCGCCCCUGCCCGAAGGUCUCGAGGAACACGGUGCCGGGCUCAAGGAUGCGAACGCAAGCGGUGGCCAGAGCCAGGGCCUGAAGAAGGGCAGCGACGUGGGCCAGGGCGGGCGGCACAUGUAG